Molecule: messenger RNA, 2982 nt
Organism: Vitrella brassicaformis
Lineage: Eukaryota; Vitrellaceae
Source: the annotation of a GenBank genome assembly
GUGUACUCAACCGCAAGUGCUUUGUGCUGCCGUGUGCGUCCCCAGCACCACCAGCGUACGAGGUGUCUCGUGAUUCACCUGUUCUCUGACGGUCUGACCGGUACCGCAUGCAGGCGUCAUCGCCGACGAGCAGCAAAGCCACAGCAGGCAGCAUGAGCGGCGGCGUGACGCAGAUCAAUGUCGGCGGCUAUGUCAUUGCGUUCCCGAGUGGCGUGCUGCUGCGCGAGGGGCUGCGUGGCAUGUGUGUGGCGGUGCUGCUUCACCGGUUCGACGAGUGGAUGCUCAAGGAUGCCGACGGGACUCUCUUCAUCGACGCAGACCCACUCUACUUCAUCUGGUCAUCCAGCAAAUGACACUCAUUCAUUGACUCACUGCUCUGCAUGUCCAUCUGUGUGUGUGUGUGUGUCAGGUUGUGUGAGAAGCUGACCCGUCUGAAGCAUGGGUGGGUCGACGAGAUCAAGAUCUUCGACGCCGUGCAGCCCAUCCCCUUCUACCACGAUAUUUUCUUCGCCGAGUCGCCGAUCGCCAUCGACAGACCGCAUAAGGACAGCGAGGACCAAUCGGCAUUCCGCAGCUUCAUGGACAAGAUGGGCGCCUUCAUCAAGUCGUCCAUAAAGGGCGGCAGGGGAGGGGCGGAGGUGCUCAGUGUGACAGUGGACGGCCGCACAGUGGCGACCACCGAUGCCACGCUGGCCGACUUCGACACACUCAACGACCGAUUCACUAAGUGAGAAGACAGGCACACACAGGGGGUGAAAUGGGGAAGCUGUGAAAUGAUUGACUUGCCUUCUCCCUCCUGUGUCACUUGUGCAGGUAUGGCGCCACCCCCAUUGUCGAUGUGUGUGCCCAUCACUUCGACUUGUGAGCAUCCAGACAACCACCACAGGCAACAACAGCGCAUCUAUUCCUCUGUUGGUGUGUUGGUCUUCAGGAUCGUCGACUUCGCUCGUCGGUGUCGCCUCUCUCCCGAUGCCGCCGUCGUCCCGCCGCCCUCGUGUGCCGACCAGGAUGAGCUGGUGCGUGUGAGUGAGAUGUACGGCGUCCUCGAGGCCAUGUACCCCAACAUCCUCGCCAACGACGUCAUGCAGACCCUCCUCACCGUGAUCGGCAAGAAGCAACCCAACACAACCUGCCUCUACAAGUGAGAACAGACAAACGAAGGGCAUCGCGCCAUGCUACAUGCAUUCGUCGGCACGUCUGGCUGUGUCAGGAGUUCGCUCCACGGUUCGUCGUAUGCAAGUUUGGUGCAGCGUGUGGUGGGGCGCCGCGGCCUCCUGUUCGUCAUCAAGUGCGACGACGCCAACACCAUCGCAACCUUCGCUGACACCAAACUGCACCUGCCGGCCGACCCAACAUCUCAGCUUCUGUUCCGCUGCCCCGUGUCGCUGUUUUCGGUGUGCGGUGCGUUUGAGGGCGACGGAAUCACCAAGAUCGAGCUGCCACAGAACGAGCAGCAUGUGGCGGUGGCGGGCACACAGGGGGCGGUGACGAACGAGGACGGUGAGCCACGCGGCAAGGUGUGCAUCGCUGGCGGCCGCCUGUGGUUGGGGUAUGGCGAGCAUGGCGGCCCGACUGACGACCUUCUCAACUGCGGUCAGUGGGUGAUGAAGGAGGAGCUGCCGGCCAACAGGAAAUUUGUGGGCAAGACCAUCAACAGGAACAGCAAUGCCGCGAGCCUCUGUGGCGCUGAGACCUACAACAUCACCGUCCAGCAGGUGGAGGUCUUCCAGGUCAGUCAGUCAGCCAGGCAUGAGCCAGAGGGCACACAAGUGGCUGUGAACAUCAUGACCUCUUUCAUGUGUGUGAGCAGGUGUGGAGUGCUGUGCCGGCCGACCCCAUCCUGUCUGAGGAUGGCCUGCGAGCACUCGUCGCCGCGACGGGCAUGACGGAUGCGACCCCACAACUACUCUACAAGUUAGCCAACGAUGACAGGGAGGCUGGGAGGGUGCCUCGUAAUGAUAUCCCUUUGCUGCUUUGUGUCUGCCUGUGUGUCAGGGGUGAGCGUGACGGCUGGGAGCAUGAGGCCAUGUUCAAGAAUGUGCGCGACGCCACCGACCUCCUGCUGCUCCUCAAAGACCUCGGCGGCUCCGUCAUCGCCGCCCACAUCGAGGGCGGACUCUCUCCGCCCGCCGACCCCACUGCAGUGACGACAAGACCCUGUAAGGUAUCACUGUUCUCGGUGUCCGGUGCGUUUGAGGGCGACGGAAUCACCAAGAUCGAGCUGCCACAGAAGGAGCAGGACGUGGCGGUGGCGGGCACACAGGGGGCGGUCAAGAAUUGGAGACGCGAGGCGGUCGGCAAGGUGUGCAUUGGUGACAUGACCGACGACGCACCCGGCCGCCUGUGGCUGGGAAUCGGCUGUCCCCGCCCGGCAGGCGACCUUCGCAGCUGCCAGCAUUGGUUGUGGCAGAAGGAGCUGCCGGCCGGCAAGAAGCACAUCGGGGCCAUCGACAACGAGGGCCACGGCAGCCUGGCCUCCAGCAUCAACUUCCCACUCGCCGAUAUGGAGAUCUACACACUGCAGUGCAGAAAGAGAAGGAAGCCCGACACACGAUGAGUGAUGCGUCCUUCUCCCCCCACCGUCUCGCCUCUCUAAAUCUCUCUCUCUCUCUCUCUCUCUUCCUCUCUCCUGGCCCGCAGUAGGUGAGUGUUGUCGCAUCCACGACGAGCUCACGAUCGACGUGACAGCUGCUGAGAGGGGCAGAUAGGCGAGCACUUGGGUAGGUGGGACACACAUCUGAAAUGCGCUUGCGUCGCAUGGUGGAAUGCUUUAUCACCGACGAUGGAUACAAUCAUACGUCCAUGUGUGUGUGUGUGUGUGUGUGCGCACAGGGUCUGUUUUGGCCACAUGGGGGGUAUCUAUCUUCAUGUCUAUAGCCAGUGGAACGCAUCCCUUUGUCGACGGACUUCCAUGUGUGUGGCGUGUCGCAUGCGUCCGUGUGUCGGAUGCUGUGCAGACAAUACCGACGCACUCUCAUCUCG